Dentiscutata erythropus is the source of this 744-nucleotide messenger RNA. The record is from the annotation of a GenBank genome assembly. Lineage: Eukaryota; Fungi; Glomeromycota; Glomeromycetes; Diversisporales; Gigasporaceae.
AUGGACCGCGUUCUGUUAAGCCAAAAACGUUUCUCGAAUUCUAAACAUCUUUAUUUUUCACCUCGUUUCUCUCCUCCAACAGAAUUGCACGAAGAAUAUUAUCAAAAAAUUAAUUUUAAAUAUUCGUCCUCUUCGUCUUCCAGUGUGAUAACAAACCAGAGUACUUCUCCGUCAUUUCAUUAUCAAAAUUCCCAAACUUCUGACAAUGCGUUAUCAAUCAUCAAGUCUCCUUCUUCUCCUUAUACGGCCGACUAUCAUUUCUUCACAAAAAUAUCUGACAUUUCACGUCGAAAUUUAAAAAAUAUUAAACUAUUCAGAAAAUCCCUCAAGAACAAAUUACGUAAAGAUAUUAGCAAUUACAAAUCCAAACUUGAAUCUCUAUCUAAUGAACGUGAUAAAAUUAGUAAUUGUUAUGUGGCAAUAGCUUCAUUGGAGCGCAUGGUCAAAACUGAAACUCCAAGUAGUGGUUUCCGAGAAGGUAUUUACGGAAUGUUGAAAGCUUUAUCCGCUGAUCAUGAUGAUAAUACGAAUUUAACAAAUCAAAUCAUAUCAACUAUGUGGGAAAUUAUAAUAAAAAUCUGGCAAGAUAAAAGAUUAGGUAGAUGUGCCAUAUGUAAGCAUGGUGUUGUCAUGGGGUCCUCAAUUGAUAACGCGAAUGAUUUGUGGUUAUGUACUAACAGGAGUUGUAUAAGCAAUAAAAUUGGGGUUAUUUCAACUUCUUUUCUUUUGAAGGGUAGCGCCUAG